AGCUCUGUACCAGCCUCCACAAUCCUACUGAUCUCAAGCUCCUGCCUCUACAGUUGAUACAGAUGGCAUUGUCCCAGAUGGCCACAGAGCUUCUCCUGGCCUCCACCAUCUUCUGCUUGAUACUCUGGGUGGUCAAGGCCUGGCAGCCUCGGCUUCCCAAAGGCCUGAAGAGUCCACCGGGGCCCUGGGGCUGGCCCCUGCUCGGGAACGUGCUGACCUUGGGCAAGAGCCCCCACCUGGCGCUGUCCAGGCUGAGCCAGCGUUAUGGGGACGUGCUGCAGAUCCGCAUCGGCUCCACCCCCGUGCUGGUGCUCAGCGGCCUGGACACCAUCCGGCAGGCCCUGGUGCGCCAGGGGGAUGAUUUCAAGGGCCGGCCCGACCUCUACAGCUUCUCUCUGGUGACCGACGGCCAAAGCAUGUCCUUCAGCCCAGACUCCGGACCAGUGUGGGCUGCGCGCAGGCGCCUGGCUCAGAACGCGCUCAACACCUUCUCCAUUGCCUCCGACCCGGCUUCCUCGUGCUCUUGCUACCUGGAAGAGCAUGUGAGCAAGGAGGCCGAGGCCCUUCUCAGCAGGCUGCAGGAGCAGAUGGCAGAGGUUGGGCGCUUUGAUCCCUACAACCAAGUGCUGCUGUCAGUGGCCAAUGUCAUUGGUGCAAUGUGCUUUGGGCACCACUUCUCUCAGAGAAGUGAGGAAAUGCUCCCCCUCCUAAUGAGCUCCAGUGAUUUUGUGGAGACCGUCUCCUCCGGGAACCCGUUGGACUUUUUCCCCAUUCUCCAAUAUAUGCCCAACUCAGCCCUGCAGAGAUUCAAGAACUUCAACCAGACGUUCGUGCAGUCCCUGCAGAAAAUUGUCCAGGAACACUAUCAAGACUUUGAUGAGCGCAGUGUCCAGGACAUCACAGGCGCCCUCUUGAAGCACAAUGAGAAGAGCUCCAGGGCUAGUGAUGGCCACAUCCCCCAAGAGAAGAUUGUCAACCUUAUCAACGACAUUUUUGGGGCCGGAUUUGACACUGUCACAACGGCCAUUUCCUGGAGUCUUAUGUACCUUGUGGCAAACCCUGAGAUACAGAGAAAGAUCCAGAAGGAGUUGGACACGGUGAUUGGCAGGGCACGGCAGCCUCGCCUCUCUGACAGGCCCCAGCUGCCCUUAAUGGAGGCCUUCAUCCUGGAGAUCUUCCGACACACCUCCUUUGUCCCCUUCACCAUCCCCCACAGCACAACAAAGGACACAACGUUAAAGGGCUUCUACAUCCCCAAGGAAUGCUGUGUCUUCAUAAACCAGUGGCAGGUCAAUCAUGACCAACAGGUGUGGGGGGAUCCAUUUGCAUUCCGGCCAGAGCGAUUCCUCACUGCAGAUGGUACCGCCAUCAACAAGACCUUGAGUGAGAAGGUGAUGCUCUUUGGCAUGGGCAAGCGCCGGUGCAUAGGAGAGGUCCUGGCCAAGUGGGAGAUCUUCCUCUUCCUAGCCAUCUUGCUGCAGCGGCUGGAGUUCAGCGUGCCAGCAGGUGUGAAAGUAGACCUAACCCCCAUCUAUGGGCUGACCAUGAAGCACACCCGCUGUGAGCAUGUCCAGGCACGGCCACGCUUCUCCAUCAAGUGAAGGCACCAGCAUGCCAAGGCAGAGGGAGGGGAAGGAUCACCCAUGGGGCCUCAGCCC
Molecule: messenger RNA, 1658 nt
Organism: Canis lupus familiaris (dog)
Lineage: Eukaryota; Metazoa; Chordata; Mammalia; Carnivora; Canidae
Gene: CYP1A2
Product: cytochrome P450 family 1 subfamily A member 2
Biological process (GO): progesterone metabolic process; hormone biosynthetic process
Molecular function (GO): steroid 17-alpha-monooxygenase activity; heme binding; oxidoreductase activity, acting on paired donors, with incorporation or reduction of molecular oxygen, reduced flavin or flavoprotein as one donor, and incorporation of one atom of oxygen
Source: RefSeq, marked provisional